Messenger RNA from Pseudophryne corroboree (corroboree frog), 3905 nucleotides. It is a transcript of the gene GALR2, whose product is annotated as galanin receptor 2. Gene Ontology annotation, molecular function: G protein-coupled receptor activity. The record is from RefSeq and is a predicted model, not a curated record. The coding region runs from base 1032 to 2153 and encodes 373 amino acids. Gene Ontology annotation, biological process: G protein-coupled receptor signaling pathway. NCBI's taxonomy places the organism in Eukaryota, Metazoa, Chordata, Amphibia, Anura, Myobatrachidae. The transcript has 2 exons. Gene Ontology annotation, cellular component: plasma membrane.
UGCUAAUUUAAUAGUCCCACAGACAUGACACGCUCCCCCUGCAAGUGGCUGACGUCUGCCUAAUGAAUAGACCAGGGGGUUUAGUUACUAUGGACACCAUCACAAUUUUUUUUACCUUUUUUUUUAUCUCCGUGGAAACGGGAUGCUUCUGAUCUAUUUGUUCUCAGAAAUAUUCGCAACACACACAUCACCAGGCAGCACAAAAGGGGAGGGGAAGGGGGGAGUUAAACGAGAGAAGUUCCUCAUCCUAUCUGUGCUUAUUUGUCUCUAUUAUCCAUCAAAAGCACCUUACCAGUGCAUAAGUUUUCUAGAAUGAGCUUGUAAAACUAUGACGAUGGGUGGUUCGCAGUCAGACACUAACAGAGAACAUGAAACUCAGAGAGGAGAGAUGCCCAGAUCCUGCACAUCCCAGAUAAAGCACAAUAUGCUCCCUACAGAUUUGUUUUAGAAAUCAGAGGAUUCCACAACAGUCUCGGCAGGAUACAAGAAUUUGAAACAAAAUAGCAACUUUAUUAUUGGACCAGGAAUAUAACAGACUGGGCAGCAGAGUUCCAUUAUAUUGAGAUAUAUAGCCUUUGAAAACAAUUUAUGCUAUUCAGCAAAUUUCCAAAGUGAUUUGUUUUAGUUACUCCUGUCAUCCAUCAGUAAAUGUCAGGAAUGAAAUAGCUAUGGAAUUAUUGUCACUAAUAGCAAUCUGAUACAUCAGCUUGGUCACCGCAACAAGUCUCAAAUUAACCAGAAAUUGGAUUUUGCAGUUUAACAGAUUUUGCUGCUGAUAACAGAGAACGCUUUUUCACUUUGAUUAUUCCAGACUGUCUUCUAUUGAUAAUCAAAUGUUUCUUCUAAUCUGCUACUGGUGCAUUAGUAUGUGAACUGCUGUGUAGUGACCAUAAUUAAUCAAGUACUACUUCUAGUGAUCUGCAACUGAUCACAACAAAAGGACUGACUAUUGGCCAUCCUCUAGGCUGUUAUGAGAAAUAUAAUAACACACUAGUGGAUUUAGGUGUACAAAAUAGACAGAGACAGUGAAAAUGAAUGUCUCCAUCCAGAUGUCAUCUUCAGACAGCUAUCAUCCGGAGUCUGUACUCAUCCCAGUGUUGUACUCACUCAUUUUCCUAGUGGGCACUGUGGGCAACAGUCUGGUUCUGGCGGUCCUGUUGAGGAAUGGCAAGAUAAAUAACACCACCAAUCUCUUCAUCUUGAAUUUAGGGGUAGCAGACCUCUGCUUCAUCAUAUUCUGUGUACCCUUUCAAGCAACCAUAUACACCCUUGACAGCUGGGUCUUUGGCCCUUUCAUGUGCAAAGCAGUACACUUUUUCAUAUAUCUCACAAUGUAUGCCUCCAGCUUCACCCUCACCACAGUGUCCCUGGACAGAUACCUUGCUAUACGUUAUCCAUUGCGUUCUCGGGAAUUGCGCACUCCCAAGAAUGCUCUCAUGGCUAUCACCCUCAUCUGGAGUCUGUCCUUGAUCUUCUCUGGACCUUAUCUUAGCUACUACCAGGAGUUUCAGAUGGCUAACCUGACUGUCUGCCACCCUGUCUGGCAAAUCUCCCAUCGGAAGACUAUGGACCUUUGUACUUUUGUCUUCAGCUACGUCAUUCCUGUGCUCAUUCUUAUUGUCACUUAUGCUCGUACUAUCCGAUACCUCUGGACAUCCGUAGAUCCCAUUGACGAUAUGUCUGAGUCAAAGAGGGCCAAAAGGAGGGUGACACGUAUGAUCAUCAUAGUUGCUGUUUUGUUCUGCUUGUGUUGGCUUCCGCACCAUCUGGUCAUUCUCUGUGUCUGGUUUGCAUAUUUUCCACUUAAUAACUUUACAUAUGCCCUGCGUAUCCUCUCACACCUCGUGUCUUAUGCCAACUCUUGUGUUAAUCCUGUGGUGUAUGCUCUAGUUUCUAAACACUUUCGAAAGGGUUUCCGCAAGAUUUGUCGCUGCCUGCUGCUGCGCCAGAGAUCAGCCAACAAGAUUCAUGUGGUGCCUACUGCCCACACAGGAGUCAGCACGUUGGAAAUGGCAUGCACGGAUGUGACCCAAUUAAGUGAGGGUCCCUUGCACUGCUCUGCCUGCUGUCAAGAUCCCGGAAGUCCAUGGGAAGAAACUGAGAGAGUUGGAGAUAAAAGGGGGCCAGCAUACAUCACAUUUAAUGUCACAUAGUAAAUGGAAUCAGGGGAUUAUCCUUCAAAGAUUUCCUCCUCAACCUCCUGGAUUCUAUUUUCGGGGCAUCUGUGUGACCAUGUGCAGAUAUAGACUCAGGCCUUCAAUUUAUAAGCAAAAAACGCCUUAUGGACAGAUGAUCAAUGCAUAUUUCUAGAAGCAAUGAAGAAGCCACAAUUGUAGGUUCUGUUAGUCCAAGAUAUAAGUAUAAUGAGGACUAUGUAUUCUGAAAAAUAUGAGCACCAUCUAAGCCACCUCUAAUAAUAAUUAUUGCUAUAAGAUGCUUUUGGACACCUAUAAAAUAGUAUUAGAGUCUGUGGUUGAAUUUGGAUCUUUGGAGUCUGGAGCUGGAGACUUUGAACCACGAUCGAACAGAUAGAGCUAACCAAAUAAAUAAGGAUGGUAUGAAGUGAUGGUACAUACAUGCGUCUGCUUGCUGUAAAACUGAUUUCCACUUUACUCAUAGAUCACUGUUUACCUGCAAGGAAACCAAAAGACUGUAAAUGUGUAACCUGUCAUAUCUUUUUUUGUAGAUCAGUAGACAACUCAUUUUUGAAUGUGAUUUUAAUGCACUAAUCUAUACUUAGUUAUUUUUAUAUAGGUGAAACCACCAAGUGUUAGUUAAGUUGCACAACUUUAUUAAUUAGUUACUACAGUUCCCGAUAUAUUUAUCUGGUCCGUUGUCAUAGGAAAAUAUGAAGUUAUACAAAUAAAUUAAUAAAUUAAACUCUUUAAAAGUUGUCUGUUGCUAUUCCACAUAUCUGGUAGCCAACACAUGCAACAAUUUUGUGUGUAAAAAUGACACCCAUGUUUAGAAUUGUAUAAAUAUAAUUUUGCAUGUGUAAUGCUGGUCAAGCAGAUUUGAUCAAAUUAGCCUAAAAAACAAAAAUGACCAGCUAUUUCAACGGAGCUUAGGAUCUGAUUUUUAUUGGGCAUGCCGGUAAAUCUAAAUCAGGCCAAUGUCACAAUCUAUACGUGUGUCUGUGAAUGUGUGUGUGUGUGUGUGUGUGUGUGUGUGUGUGUGUGUGUGUGUGUGUGUGUGUGUCAUGAAUGUGGCUAUUUACUGACCACACUGAAUUGGCCUCUCGUGAUCUACUUUGGUUGCUGGAACACAUUUUUGUAAGUUUCAUAUGUCAUGUGUGGUCAGAUUGAACUGUGGUCAUUUAGCAAUCCUUUUAGCUCUAAUGGUGGGAUCGGCAGCCACUUCCCCUGAUUUUUUUUUAUCAUGCUGUAAGAUUAGGAGAAGCUAUGGAUGCCCCUUGGGAGCGAUUGGUUGUCUGAUCAAUCGGGAAUGCCCCGAUCAUUGGACAAAUAAUUCCAUGUGUAUGCACCUUAAGUCUUAUCAGUAACUUUAUAAAUAAAAGCGAGGGCUUAUGAUAGCCAGAUGUGUCAUAUUGUAAGCAAUGGUUUUUAUUAGUAUUCAGAAACAGUAUUCCGGCUUGCCCCAAAUGGAAACCAAAUAAGGUUGUUCGUAAGGAGCCACAACCAAUGAGAAUGAAGUCUCCCAAUAAUCUUCAAAGGAGCAUAUAAAAAACACAGAUGACUCCGGCACUCAUAACCAAUAUUCUUGAGAAUUUCAAACCCUUUUAGUAAUGAGAGUUCUAUUUCUUUCAAAGUGGAUUAGUAAUGGAGGCUGAGUGAAUGAAGGCACAAAUUAUUACUCAGUGAGGAAUUGGACCUAGUGCCACGAAACAUGUUGCAAUUGAAGUAAGAUUAUUGAAAUUUCUUUUUAUGGCUUUUUUAUUUUUUCAA